UCUCCCGCCGCCGCCGCUCAGCGCUGCCAGCGCAUUAUUACUGACAACACACUCACUCUGUAACCAACCAACCUGCCACCUCCUCAAUACUUACUGACAGCCACUUAUUCAAACAAACAACAAAAAAAAAGCCACGAAAGAAGCCGAGGCUGCUUUUCACCCCAUUCUCUCUCUUAUUUUUUUGUUGUUAACUCCUCGUGAACGUUUUCAUCGCCGUUUCUUCUUACAGUAAGAUAGCGGUCCAAGGCAGCGGAGUUGUUGCAACGGCUGAACAUCAUUCAUUCAAUACCUUGACAACCCUGCUUUGAUUGACAGCUGGAGUGGCAAAAAGCCAUGAGAGACGACAGUUUUGUUACAAGCAGGCUGUUGACGGGCCGAUCGUAACCUUCAGUGUUUUUUUUUGGCUUGACAUUUUUUUUUCGCUUCUUCUGGAAAAGAAAACAAGGGGAGAGAGAGAGAGAGAGAGAAAAAGGCAAAGUUUCCUUCCCUGGGUCCGCUUUAAACUGCGGUACUGGAGGAUAAGCAGAAGUCGAAAACUGGAUUGGGAAAAUAAAGGGAUCUCGUGCAAUCACAACUAAGGCGAACUGGGGGAUAUUACAGAGACGGCACAUCCACGAGUGUGGGAGCGCAGGCUGAUGGCGCAAAGGUACGAUGAACUUGCUCAUUACGGUGGGAUGGAUGGAGUUGGCGUCCCGGCGUCCAUGUACGGAGAUCCUCACGCCCCCCGGCCGAUCCCUCCAGUUCACCACCUCAACCACGGACCACCGCUCCAUAGCCAACACUACGGGCCACAUACACCUCAUCCUAAUGUCAUGCCCACGAGCAUGGGCUCCGCUGUCAACGAUGCCCUAAAGCGAGAUAAAGAUGCAAUUUAUGGGCAUCCUUUAUUUCCUCUGUUAGCGUUGGUUUUUGAGAAAUGCGAGUUAGCGACCUGCACACCCCGAGAACCCGGCGUGGCAGGCGGUGACGUCUGCUCGUCUGACUCCUUCAACGAGGACAUAGCAGUAUUCGCAAAGCAGGUUCGCGCAGAAAAGCCAUUAUUCUCCUCAAAUCCAGAGCUGGAUAACUUGAUGAUUCAAGCUAUACAAGUGUUAAGGUUCCAUCUCUUGGAGUUAGAAAAGGUCCACGAGCUGUGUGAUAACUUCUGCCAUCGGUACAUUAGUUGUUUAAAAGGAAAAAUGCCAAUAGAUUUAGUCAUCGACGAGCGGGAUGGGAAUUCAAAAUCUGACCACGAAGAGCUAUCCGGAUCGUCGACUAAUUUAGCGGAACAUAACCCAUCAUCUUGGAAUAGAGACCACGAUGACGCUACUUCCACACACUCCGCAGGCACACCGGGACCUUCCAGUGGGGGACAUGCUUCCCAAAGUGGGGACAACAGCAGCGAGCAGGAUAAAUUCGGUGUUCUGCAAAGGAAAAGCCAUCUUUGCCAUCUUCUACUAGGUGAUGGGUUAGACAACAGUGUGGCUUCGCCAGGCACAGGUGACGAUGACGACCCAGACAAAGAUAAAAAGCGACAGAAAAAGCGAGGCAUCUUCCCCAAAGUAGCUACAAAUAUUAUGAGAGCGUGGCUCUUCCAGCACCUCACGCAUCCGUAUCCAUCAGAGGAGCAGAAGAAACAGUUAGCCCAGGACACAGGACUCACGAUCCUACAAGUCAACAACUGGUUCAUUAAUGCCAGGAGAAGAAUAGUACAACCCAUGAUCGACCAGUCCAAUCGAGCAGGUUUUCUUCUUGAUCCUUCAGUAAGCCAAGGAGCGGCGUACAGUCCAGAAGGCCAACCAAUGGGAAGCUUUGUAUUGGAUGGCCAGCAACAUAUGGGAAUUCGGCCCGCUGGUUUACAAGGCAUGCCAGGGGACUAUGUAUCUCAGGGUGGUCCUAUGGGUAUGAGUAUGGCACAGCCAAGUUACACUCCUCCCCAGAUGACCCCACACCCUGCCCAGUUAAGACAUGGACCCCCAAUGCAUCCCUAUCUCCCAAGUCACCCACAUCACCCGGCCAUGAUGAUGCAUGGUGGACCCCCACCUCACCCUGGAAUGCCAAUGUCAGCACAGAGCCCCACAAUGUUAAAUCCUGUAGACCCCAGUGUGGGGGGGCAAGUUAUGGACAUUCAUGCCCAAUAGUAUAAGGGAAUAAAAAAAGAAAACCACAAAUGUAAGACUUUAACCUUUCAACAGAUGUUGACACUUAAUGGAAUUCCAGAUGAGCUGUGAUUUUGUUUUCUCUCAACGUCGACAGAGGACCAAUGACAGGCCAAGGCUGACGUGAAGCCAAAGGCAUUCUUCACCCGAACUUAUCUCCGAUGUAAAGUUCCUCUGGAAAAGACUGAAAGAUUUAUUACUACUGUAGCAUAAAUAUAGGAACUAAGUUAAACUUGUACAUUUCUGUUGAUCACUCUAUUUCUGUUGCUUCCAAUAGUUUUUAGAAAGAAAGUUAUCCUUUUUCCACACUAUGUGUGUUGUUCCCAAAAUGGUUGUCCUCGUACAGCAAAUGGAGUCAUGUUUCCGACCAGAUUGCCCAAGUCCAGCCAAGCUGCCAUAGAGGAAGAAGCUAAAGUGAAGAUCCGUAAGAGAUUUUUUGGAUGCAGCACUAGGUGACAAGUUUUAAGAAUGCACUCAUAUAACUGAUUUUUACUGGAUCAAAUAAGGCCCGCUCAAUCCAAAUGAAUGGCCUGUGUCUGAUUAUGUUCUGGACUGACUCUUCCUCAAAGAGCUUGUUCGAUGAACCCCUGAAGAUGAAGUAGCGGCUUCCUCCUAUGGCUGUGGGUCACAGCAUUGAGAAAAUGUUGUCACACGAACUAUUCAGAAUGCUCUUGGGUGGAAUUUUCUUAAAUGAAAUAUCCUUUAGCUGGUCUUGCACCAAAAGAAAGACCUUUUUAAAUGAACUCAAACUGCUUGGAACAAGCAAAGACAACAAAAAAAAUACUGUAACAUACUUGGUACAGAGAGUUCAGUAUAUUAAUUGUUACAUGUUAGAUAUCUAUGUGUUUACCUCAAUGAGAAAUAACGAAUGUUUUGCUAGUAUCAAAUCUGCUGUGGAAUUGGUAUUGUAUGUCAAUGAAUUCCUUACUUUUAUCAGCACGUGUCACUAGAAGAAAAUGCUGUUACCCUUGCGAGCUUUGUCAGAUGACAUAAGUACUUGUAUGAAGACUGUGACGUAUGUUUAAAAGGUGUUCAGUCACAAAUGCCGUAAUAAAUAUUUCAUUUUUAGAUUUUUUUUUUCUGUUUGAUAACACACCUGUAAUGACUUCACCAUUCUCGAGGCUUUCCAAUGGACUCUACCAGAAGUGUCUGCAUUUACAGGACUCCUUGUUUUUGUUUUUAAUAUAAUGUUGGGUUCAUUCAGUCCUGUACGGUUCACAUUAUUUGCUGCUGCUGCUCGCAAGCAGUUGAUGUGGUUUUUAUUUUAUGUUUAAUCCCAGAAAAUGGUCAUAUUUGAAAGAUAUGUUUGCCACUUGUUCAGACAUGGCCACUGUUCGAUUUAAAAGAAGGAAACAUUUAUUUCCUUUCUGUAGAACAGCAACUGGGAAACCUAGGUUCAUUUGAAAGAAACCUGUGGCGUAUUUAAGAGGGUUUAUAUAAUAUAUAAACAGGGUAUCUUCUGUACAAAAAAAAUAAUUCUAAGUGUUCUACAGCGUUUUGUACACCAACACUCACGGAGAGAAUAAAGAAUCCUACUAAAUUUAUCAAUAUCUUAGUCAAAGGCUUGGGAUUUCAUGAAAAUACUUUUUAUUAAAUGAUACCAGCUGCCAAAUCCAACUUUGCAGAAUUUACUUUCUCUGCGUGUUGCAAUGAUUACAUCCGUCACAAAUUCCUGGAUUUGCUUUCACUGGUUAAAGUCGUGGAAACUAAAUUCAGGGGGCAGCGCACACCUUCUCCCCAUUCGAAGUCUCCCCUCCCAUCUACUAGUCAGCGUGAGGAUGUACAGUAUAAUUUAAUUUCAAACCGAAUCUCCCUCUUUCCAUGUCCCCUCUGGCCGUGAAACCAAACUAUUCGGGAACUCUUGCAAAGUCAGCGUGGUGGUGGGUGGGGAGGGAAUUAUGGUAUUUAUGAAAAUAUGGAAAAUCAGAUUGGCCAGCAUUUGAAGUGAGUUAUAUUGUAUCUAAAACCCUGGAGGUUUCUCCUUUUUGUUUACAGAGCUUCUUAAUAAAAGUUUAUUUAAAAACA
Molecule: messenger RNA, 4163 nt
Organism: Amblyraja radiata (thorny skate)
Lineage: Eukaryota; Metazoa; Chordata; Chondrichthyes; Rajiformes; Rajidae
Gene: meis2a
Product: Meis homeobox 2a
Exons: 13
Coding region: 636-2120 (494 amino acids)
Biological process (GO): regulation of DNA-templated transcription
Molecular function (GO): DNA binding
Source: RefSeq, a predicted model, not a curated record